UAACUUUUACCAAGUAAAAAUCAUAGAAAAGCAAACACUUUUGAGUUCGUUCAUCUUACUCUUACCACUUUCUUGUUCAGUAUCAUUAUAUAGUCAUUGUCAACGGUGUUGAACUGGGUAGCUUUCUUCUUCUCAUGGCUAUUCCAUCUUCCUCUUCCUUCAGCUACGAGUUCACCUUCGACGUGUUCCUCAGCUUCAGAGGCUCCGACACACGCCACGGUUUCAUCGGCUUUCUCUACAAAUCUCUUCUUGACAAGGGAAUCCGCACCUUCAUCGACGACGAGGAGCUUCAGAGAGGAGAUGAAAUCACACCGUCACUCGUCAAAGCCAUUGAACGGUCCAGAAUCGCCAUUCCAGUGUUCUCUAACAGCUAUGCUUCUUCUUCGUUUUGCUUAGAUGAACUUGCCAAGAUUUUUGAGUGUUUUAAGAAGAAGGGCAGGUUGGUUUUGCCUGUUUUUUAUGAUGUGAAUCCUUCUGAUGUGCGGUGCGGCGAGACCGGGAGUUAUGGAGUAGCUCUGGCUAUGCAUGAAGAGAGGUUUAGAAAUAUGAAGGAGAGUUUUGAGGAUAACAUGGAGAGGUUGAAGAAAUGGAAGGUUGCUCUUAAGCAAGCUGCUAACUUGUCUGGUUGGCAAAUCAAACUUGGGAAUGAAUAUGAACAUGAGUUUAUUGGGAAGAUAGUUAGAGAGGUCUCGAACAAGAUCAAUCGCACUCCUUUGCAUGUUGCGGAUUACCCGGUUGGAUUGGAGCGUCGAGUGCUAGCGGUGAAGUCGCUUUUGGAUGUUGGAUCUGAUGAUGGAGUCCACCUGGUAGGGAUCUAUGGAAUUGGUGGGAUGGGUAAAACAACACUUGCUCGAGCGGUUUAUAAUUUGAUUGCUGACCUAUUUGAAGGUUUGUGUUUUCUUGACGAUGUGAGAGAAAAGUCGGCCAAACAUGGAUUGGUACAUCUCCAAGAGUUGCUUCUUUCUGAAAUAGUUGGAGAGAAGGAUAUUAAGAUAGGAAGUGUCAGUAAAGGGAUUUCAAUAAUAAAGCAUAGGCUCCACCAAAAGAAGAUUCUUUUAAUUCUUGAUGAUGUUGACAAACUGGAACAGUUGCGGGCUAUUGUUGGAGGGCCUGACUGGUUUGGUUCUGGUAGCAGAGUCAUCAUAACAACUCGAGACAAACAUUUGCUAGCAAGUCAUGGGGUUGAGAGAAAAUAUGAGGUAGAUGAUUUAAAUGAAGGAGAAGCACUUGAAUUGCUUAGUUGGAAUGCUUUUAAAAAAGACAAAGUUGAUCCAAGUUACAAGAACAUUUUAAACCAAGUAGUAUCUUAUGCUUCUGGCCUUCCAUUGGCUUUGGAAGUAGUAGGUUCCCUCUUGUUUGGGAAAAGCAUAAAAGAGUGGGAAUCUGCAUUAACACAGUAUAAAAAAAUUCCUAAUAAAAAGAUUCAAGAUAUACUUAAGGUAACUUAUAGUGCUUUAGAGGAAGACCAUCAGAAAAUUUUUCUUGACAUUGUUUGUUGCUUGAAAGGUUACAGAUUGGGAGAGGUUGAAGAUAUACUUUGCGCUCAUUAUAGUGUCUGCAUGAAAUAUGGUAUUGGGGUGUUGGUUGAUAAAUGUCUCCUAAAGAUUAAGAAUGGUUGGGUGACAUUUCAUGAAUUGAUAGAAGUUAUGGGUAAAGAAAUUGAUCGACAGGAAUCACCAAAAGAGCUUGGGAAACAUAGAAGGUUAUGGUUCCAUGAAGAUAUUGUUCAAGUGUUGGCAGAAAAUACGGGAACUAGUGAGAUUGAAAUCAUAUAUCUGGAUUUCCCCUUAUUGGAAGAAGAUGAAGAAGUAUUAGUAGAAUGGGAUGGAGAGGCCUUCAAGAAGAUGGAAAAUCUCAAAACUCUGAUUAUUAAAAAUUGUCAUUUUUCCCAAGCUCCCAAGAACCUUCCAAAUAGUUUAAGAGUAUUGGAGUGGUGGACAUAUCCUUUACAGGAUUUACCAUCUGAUUUUCAUCCAAAGAAUCUUGCCAUAUGCAAGUUACCCGAAAGUUGCUUUAUGUCACUCGAGUUGUCUGGCUUAAUAAAGAAGUUCGUGAAUCUAAGAGUCUUGAAUUUUGACGGAACUGAAUGUUUAACACAGAUACCUGAUGUAUCUGGUCUCCCAAAUUUAGAAAAAUUGUCAUUUGAAUGUUGUGAGAAUUUAGUUACAAUUCAUGAUUCAGUUGGGUUCCUGGAUAAACUUAAACUCUUGAGUGCUUUUGGUUGUACCAAGCUUAGGAGUUUUCCUCCCAUCAAGUUGAGCUCGCUUGAAGAAUUGGAACUUUCAUCUUGCUCAAGUCUUGAGAGUUUUCCAGAAAUAUUAGGAAAGAUGGAAAAUAUUACACGGCUUGAGUUGAAACACACUUCGAUAAAAGAAUUGCCAUUUUCAUUCAGAAAUCUUACCCGGCUUCGAGAUAUUGCACUGCUUGACUGUGGAAAUGUUCAGUUACCAAGUAGUAUUGUGAUGUUGCCAGAACUGGCUGAGAUUUUUGCAGUGGAAUGCAAAGGGUGGCUAUUGCCAAAUAAGGACAAGGAUGAAGAAAAAGUGAACUCGAUGUCUUCAAAUGUAAAAUGUCUUUGUCUCUCGGGCUGCAAUCUGACAGAUGAAUAUUUUCCCAUACUUUUUGCGUGGUUUCCUAAUGUGAGAGAGUUAGAGCUAUCCAGCAAUAAUUUCACAUUCCUUCCUGAAUGCAUACAAGAAUAUCGCUCUUUGAGGGUGCUCGAUUUGGAUAACUGUCAGUGCCUUCAAGAAAUUAAAGGGAUUCCGCCAACUUUGGAAUAUUUCUCUGCAGGAAACUGCAAAUCCUUGACUUUUGGAUGUACAGACAUGUUACUGAAUCAGGAAUUGCAUGAGGCUGCAAAUACCAUGUUUUGUUUGCCAGGAGCAAGCAUACCUGAGUGGUUCAACCACCACAGCAUGGGACCUUCAAUUUCUUUCUGGUUCCGUAACAAGUUCCCUGCCAUAGCUCUCUGUUUUGUUGUUGGACCGAUGGGCAAGGACUCAAUUUUGUUUGGACCCAUCGUGACUGUCAAUGGCAAUGCAAUUAAGAUGAAGUUAUUAACAGAGAAAAGGUUCUGUUUUGACUUCUCAGCAUUAACUGAUCAUAUACUUAUCAUCGGUACAAGAUACAUGAUAUUCGAAGAUAAUCUGGAUAAUGUACUUUCAGAAAAUGAAUGGAAUAACGUGGUGGUUUCUAUUGGUAUUGACUUUGAAUCUAGCUCAAAGGAAAUAGCUGUCAAGGAAACGGGAAUCCAUGUAAUCAAACAAGAAUGUAACAUAGGUGAUAUCCGAUUCAAGAGUCCUUAUGAUGAACCCUUUCUGAAAGAGAAGGAUAGAUUGGUGAACAUAGGAGAUUCUCAUAGACAAAUUAUGCAGCAGCAAACAAGUUCAGUUUUUUUGGAACCGCAUGUAGGAUGGGAUAGAGAGUCACUUUCUUCGCUUCCAUCUUCUGCAUUUAACGAUAAUGUUAAUUGGGAUUCAAACUCAACAAGCAUGAGUAGCACCACCGCUGUCCAAGGCCAUGAAAUUAGGUCACAUAAGAGAAAAAAGGGUGAAUUAAGGUUGAACACAGGAGUUUUACAAUUUGUGCAGCAGCGAAAAAGAAUGGCUUCAAUGGGUUUAGUGCUACGACAGGGUAGGGCUUCACCAGGUUUAUUGAAACGGCGGGGCAAAGAGCGGCUUUCAUUACUUCCUCCUCCAACAUUCAAUGAUAAUAUGGAUUGGGAUUCAAAUUUAACACAGAUGAGUGGCAUCACCAGUGUCCGAGACCAUGAAAUUGCAUCACGAAAGAGAAAAAUAGAUGAAUUAAGGUUGGACAUGGGAGUUUUACAAUUUGUACAGCAGAGCAGAAAGUGGCUUCCAUUGCUUCCACCUCAAGCAUUGAAGUUAUUGAACAAUAAUGCAAAUUGGGACUCAAAUUUGAUGGUAUCAUCACCGAUGAGUAGCACCAGUAGUGCCCAAGGUUUGCAAGAGCAACAUGUACCUUACGCUACCAAACAUAAUUUUGAAGGCUGUGAAAGUGUAAAUGAAGCUGAAGGAAAGGAAAUUGAAGAAUGCAACAGUUAUGAUGGAGAGGUCAAUGGCAGGAGCCCAGUAAUGGAGCAGCUAUCAAUGACUCAGGAGGAUCAAGUGACUUGCGAGAAAUACCAACCUGCCUCAAGUAGGGCUUGGGAUCCAAUGGAAUUAGAAUAUCAAGUAUCCAGAAAACCAAUUUGACUCAAAUGACAAGAGCUUCUUAAGUACAAGGGUUCUAAUGUGGUGGGGUGUGAAUCUAAUCAUUGAAGAGGUAACACUGCUUGCGUGCUAUAAUCGUUUUGGUUGCGUCUCUCUGCUCUUCCUUCUCUAGCUGCUCGGUGAUUUCCCGCAGCGGUUCUUGAUGGCCUUUUCGGUCCUUUCCUGCGACGACGCGACCGUGUCUGUCGCUCUCUAGUGCACCAGUUUGUCUUCCUGCAGAGGUUCCUUCUCUCCGGCGCGGCACCUUCUUCCUGGAAUGCCAGAAAUGAAGCUAGUGGUUGGGUUGUAAUGGCAACCGCAGUUGCCAAUUUCAUCAUCAUUAACAGCCACAGAUGGAUCUCAUGUCAACUCAAACCGAGCCAUUAAGCAGCACUGUUUGGAAAUCCAAUUCCGAGCUGAUUGAUGGCCUUUUUGUUCCUCCAAAUGCUCCCAAAAAUUUGAACAAGUUACUGAGAAAGCAGGUUAAAGGAAAAAUUGUUCAACAUGCUGGCUCAAACCAUCACCCCUGAGUUGCAGAAAGAUCUCAAGUUAUUGAAGUUCAGGAGUGCUAUUGAUCCGAAGCGUAGUCUACAAGAAGGGUGACAAAAUCAAAGACCAUUCCCAAAUAUUUCCAGGCAA
This is a messenger RNA of Lotus japonicus, 4850 nucleotides long. Its product is annotated as TMV resistance protein N-like. Gene Ontology annotation, molecular function: ADP binding; ATP hydrolysis activity. Gene Ontology annotation, biological process: defense response; signal transduction. NCBI's taxonomy places the organism in Eukaryota, Viridiplantae, Streptophyta, Magnoliopsida, Fabales, Fabaceae. The record is from RefSeq and is a predicted model, not a curated record. The coding region runs from base 135 to 4214 and encodes 1359 amino acids. The transcript has 12 exons.